UCCCAGAUGAACGGGAAGUUUACAUCGUUGUUGACACACGAGCUACACAUUGAGCUACAAUUUCUUAGCGAAAUUGUUGAUUUUUGUCUAAACAAAGAAAAUAUGGUUUGCGACAAUUGUGAGAAGAAGCUGGGCAGGGUGAUAACUCCAGACACCUGGAAGGAUGGUGCGAGAAACACUACAGAGAGCGGUGGGCGGAAGCUGAACGAGAACAAGGCUCUGACAUCUAAGAAGGCCAGGUUUGAUCCUUAUGGGAAGCCAGGAAAGUCAGGCUUUGGCAUCUGCAGAAUCUGCAAGAGCUCUGUUCACCAAUCAGGAUCUCACUACUGCCAGGGCUGUGCCUACAAGAAAGGUAUCUGUGCCAUGUGUGGGAAAAAGGUUCUGGACACCAAGAACUACAAGCAGACCUCUGUCUGACAGGCUUCUGACAGGCCACCAGGAGGACCAGAGGGAGAGGGGAGGGAGGAGAAGAUAGAAAGGGAGGAAGGUGUGCACGAGGAAUGACGACUUUAUCCUGUUGUUGAGACCCCCUGACUGUCUAAAACACUCAUAGCAGAGUUGCAGUCAAGGGGUUUUUACUGUGUGUGUGUGUGUGUGUGUGUGUGUGUGUGUGUGUGUGUGUGUGUGUGUGUGUGUGUGUGUGUGUGUGUGUGUGUGUGUGUGUGUGUGUGUGUGUGACAUGUGGAGCAGGGUUUCCCUCCCUGUUGUAAAGCUCCUAUCAUUUUCAGCUUUGUAGUAGCAAUACGUGGCCAGCACUGUUCCACACACCAAAUCGGAGGCUACUUUUAGUUUUAAUAGCUGAACUGAUGGUUUCUCUCCUGUUGUGUCAAAUCUGCUCUGAUACAGGAGUUUCCUUUUAUUGAUUCUUUGUGAAUUAUAUCAAGUGUUAUGUUUGAGUGCAUUAAAAUAUUCAAUAUGUAACGGCAAA
Oncorhynchus masou masou (cherry salmon) is the source of this 928-nucleotide messenger RNA. RefSeq names its product cysteine-rich PDZ-binding protein-like. Lineage: Eukaryota; Metazoa; Chordata; Actinopteri; Salmoniformes; Salmonidae. Gene Ontology annotation, molecular function: PDZ domain binding; microtubule binding. Gene Ontology annotation, biological process: cytoplasmic microtubule organization. The coding region runs from base 7 to 417 and encodes 136 amino acids. Gene Ontology annotation, cellular component: dendrite. The record is from RefSeq and is a predicted model, not a curated record. The transcript is spliced from 5 exons.